AAAUAAUAAAAAGAGAAGAAAAGAUAAAAAGAAAGAUAAAGAUAGAGAUAGAAAAAAAGAUAAAGAUAGAGAUAGAAAAAAAAAUAAGAAUAAAAUAGAAAAAAGGAUAGAGAUAGAAAUAGAAAAAAGAAAAAAAAAGCAAAAAAAAGAAAUAAAGAAAAAAAGAUAA
Cetraspora pellucida is the source of this 169-nucleotide messenger RNA. Lineage: Eukaryota; Fungi; Glomeromycota; Glomeromycetes; Diversisporales; Gigasporaceae. The record is from the annotation of a GenBank genome assembly.